This is a messenger RNA of Bufo bufo (common toad), 2693 nucleotides long. RefSeq names its product zinc finger protein 778-like. The record is from RefSeq and is a predicted model, not a curated record. The transcript is spliced from 2 exons. Bases 493 to 1803 code for a protein of 436 amino acids. NCBI's taxonomy places the organism in Eukaryota, Metazoa, Chordata, Amphibia, Anura, Bufonidae. Gene Ontology annotation, cellular component: nucleus.
CGGAAAAUCUGCAGGUGUGAACCUGGCUUUACUAUUGAAUUCUUCUUGGGGGGGGGGGAUUUCAUGGCGAGACCCUCUCCUUCCAUACAAUACAGGAAGGCGUCCUGUCUCUUUAAGAGGCGGAGUCACUGGACGUGCAAAGUGAUGACAUCCCCUUUAACGUCUGCUCUUAAAGGGAUGGUCGUAAAGCCGCUGGAAUGAGGUCCAAUAAGGGGGGGAGGGAUGGGAAAGAGGCGAAAGAUGGCUGAGCGGCUCCCAGGGAGCUCUACCUGGUUGGCUGAACGUCUGGAGGCGCGGGCAGGAGACGGAGCGCCCUCCAUGUUCUCUAACGGAAGCUGAACGGCUGUGUGCGCCGCUGCUCCGAGCAGAGCCCUCCCCGGACUGUGGAGCGAGCAGGACCGGGAGCCGCCGCCGCCGCCGGAACUGCAGCUGGCACUCCGCGGCCCGGGCAUAAACGUUUCCUAUAAUCUGUUAUCUAACUUACAACACUGAAUGGAUCCUGAAGUGUGGAAAAUGGCGGCAACCAGCUUCAAAAUGAUGAAUCCUCAAAAAGGCAUAUUUGCACCAAAAAGGCUCCAAGUAAAUCGUGACCAGUUCAUAUCUACCGAAAGACUUAAGAAGCCAACCAAUCUUGUGUUUAGUGAAGAAUAUAUUACAGUAGAAGAUAAAGCUAUACAUGCCCAUGGUAAAACCAGUUGUGCAAAAGUGUUCAAAUCCGUUGAGCAUGGUGAAAUAAAAACUUGUGUUCGGCAAAGGGAAAUGGUCUAUAAACCAUCUGUAGUUAGGACUGACUUAAUGUCUAAGAGCUUAGCACUUAAAACCUCUGGAGUGGAGUCUCAGAAUGUGAGGAAGUUGCCCUAUGAGGUACAUCAUAAAAGACUCCCUAUUCUGGUGCGCGACAGUGGUCACACUUUUAUUCCACAAAGACAAGAAAGGAGCUCAGCACUUUUGAGACAAGAUGGAAGGAUCAAAUGCAGUGAAGUAAAAAAUCUAGUUUCAAACCAUUGCGCCAAGACUAAAAGUAUCAAGACAAAUGUUCUCAAAGAAGAACCAAUGUUCCAAAGUAUUGGAGAUGCUCAAUGUCGUGAGGGCGAUCUUCAAAAAGGAGUUCCUUUUAAUGAUUCCAAUAAGACGUUCCUAGUAAAAAACAUUCCAUACCGUAGUGACACCAGUGACCCGUGUAAAAGGAUAAAGAUAAGUAAUGUAACCUCGGUGUGUAAUGUAGGGAGAAUAUGCCAGAAGGUGGUGGAUGAACUGCCACGUAGGCAAAUGCCUACCAUAAGUGGUGCACAGACCUAUAGUGAUGUUUCGUGUAAGACUGCAACAAAUGGUAUUCUGAAGGAUAAAUGUAAAAGUCCACCACCUGAUGAAAUAAAAGGAGGGAUCACAAACAAAGAAAAGAACAAAAGCGAAGGAAGCUCUACGCGCAAACGAUUUCUGCUUAUUGACAGUCAAGGAGUGCCGUACACGGUGGUUGUAGAAGAACCUACAGAUGGUACACCCACUGAGGUCUCCAAGUCUUUAGCCCCGCGGAAGGUCUAUAAAUGUCCAGUGUGCUUUAGAAUAUUUGAGUAUCUUUCCUAUCUGCAGCGGCACAGCAUUGCUCACUCCCAACAGAAGCCUCACGUCUGCAAGGUCUGUGGUAAAGCCUUUAAAAGAACUUCACAUCUCACCCGACACAAGUACACUCAUUUUGGCGGGAAACCUUGUCACUGCCAAAUAUGUCAACGCAGAUUUCGAGACAUCGGUGAGCUCACGCGUCACCUGCAGAGUCAUACAGGAGAAAAAAAAUCACUAAUCUAAAGUUCGCAAUGCACUUUCCUGAACCAAGCAUUUUUCAGCGUCGUAUCCUUGCAAAACACGUUAAAGGAUAAUGGAGAUGCGGGAAACGGACUUUCACGUGUUUCACAGAAGUUGGACCGCAAUAAUUUUGUCAAAUAAGGUGUAUACAAAGGGAAAGUAUAGUGACGAAGAUUACUGAUCGUGUACAGAGAUCAUGUUUUUCCAAAGAUCGUAUUAAUGUUUGAGCGUUGUCAACCGGUCAUGAAGGGUAUGUUCAGAUGGAGUUUUUUGGGCGUUGGAUUUCACAAAAUUGCCUCCCAUUUUGUUUUCAUGCGGACGAGGAUUUUUCACAUGUGGUUUUCCAGACCAUGCCAACAAUGUACAGGUCCAUUAUUGGCACGGGUUCCUCGCAAAGCUACAGUUGGAGCCUGCUUGUGGUUUGGCUCCAUUCAGUGGAGCUAAAGUGAGAGCGGAUCCGCGUCAUUCAAAAAGAAAACCCACGGCAACCCAUGUACAAAAUCCCUCGCGUGAACCUAACCUAAAGGGAACCUGCCAUUGACCCAUCUAAAGUUCCACCACUACCCUAUUUAGAGAGCCAUGUAUCCACGUGUGAAACAGUUGAAUUGGUUUCGAAUUUAGCAAAAAUUCGGAUUCCAGACGAAUGCGAAUCUUUUGCGAUUUGAUCCAGACUAAUCUCUCGAAAUGGCAUCUACCAUUUCACAGGUCAGAAGAAGAAGGCAUCAUUUGUGGACCAUGUUUUAAUUUUAAAAAUAAAAUCUGACAGUGUAGUGAGUUUUUAUAAUAGUAGUAAAGGACCGGCACUCACUUUUGUAGUCUUGCAAAUAUUUUCUUUAUUGCCACAUGUUUAUAUUUGUGACGCGUUUCGGCACAGACUGUGCCUUUGUUAAACG